AUGGGUCAUUAUAAAAGGCCGAUGAAGAAACAUUCAAAGAGAUCGUUGGAUGGCAAAGCAGCAACUGAAACAUCAACUAAUAAUGAAGAAUUGACAACAGUCUUUCCUACAAUGAAGAAUGACAUGAAUGGCGACGGUAGUAUUAAAAACAACGUCAACGCUAAUUUCAACAAAUGCCCUAGAAAGGAGCAAACUUGUUUAAAACCAGCAGUUAAUGAAAUGAACUUUAAAGAGAAUAAAAUUAUUGGCGAAGCAAUUGAUAAUGUUGACAUCGUUGGUCAUCGUCCUCAUCAUCAACAUCACCAUUCAGCCAGUGAUAAAUUCAAAAGUAAUGCUUUCUUAAUUUAUUCCUCCUCUUCAUCCUCAUCAACAUGUUCUUCUAGGCAGUCAUCACCAAUUGCUAACAAAAAGUUUAAAAAUAUGCAUAAUAAUAAUAAUAGUAAUAAUAAUAACGAUGAUGAUAAUAGUAACAGUAAUAGUAACAAGAAGGUUGGAUCACCAAUAUCUAAUACUUCACUUAGUGGUGUUAAUGCCAGAAUUAACCACAAGUCCAAAUCAACAACAGCAGCCUCAAAAACAUCAAAGACGUCAACAUCGGCAGUAGUGACAUCAACAUCAGCAACUGUUUCAAGCAAAUUUUCUAACAUGUCAAAAAGAGACUUGCUGUUGAAUGCAAAGAAGUCUAUGAUCAAGAAGGGCUAUAAGGAAUCAUUCGUGAAGGAAGUUGACAGCUCACCAUCACCACCCACACCCUCACUUCCUACCAAUGAUGACAAGCAAUCAGAAAUUUAUUCCUCUAAUGCAGCCAAUGCUAAACAAAAUACUUCUAGAAUUUUUAUGUCCGAAAGUGGCGAUAGUGAAGAUGACGAUGAUGGUGAUGUUUUCAAUUCUUCUAAUUGUUCUCAAUCAUUCUCACAACGUUCAAUCAGUAGCACAUCAAAGGCAGCAACAACAACUACAACAAAUCACAAUAAUAAAUAUAAGAAGUAUCUUAUUGAUUCAAGUAGUGACUCGUCCAUAUCUGACUCAGAUCUACUUAGCAUUGUACGAUCUUCAGCCAACGUCAAAAAGUGCAACAGCGACGGGAAUACUUUAAACAAUGAAAUUCUCACUUCAUCCACUCGAUCGACGAAAUUUUUAACAGCUCCAUCAUCUAUAGGCAACAAAACAAUCCCUACAACAUCUCUUGCAACAAUUUAUUGUAUCAGCAACACUGCAACUAAAGAUAACAAAUUAGAUAAGGUACCACCAUCACCUGCGUCUUCCACUUCGUCUACGGUAUCAAAGAAAAGAUGCAGAAAUGAUGACUCCAGUUUGGAGAAUAGAGGCAAGAAGUUUAAACCCUGCAGCAAAACAUCAGCACCUACCAGCAGCACCACAACAGCAAAUGAUUCUUCAACAACUUUCAACCAACACCAGCAAUCUAAUUCUCAAUCCCUUUCAAGUAGAAAGAACAAGAUGAAGAUCAAACCAGUUCAACAUCAACAUCAUCAACUUAAAUUGCACAACUAUCCAUCUCCUUCUUCUUCUUCGGAGCCAAUUGACCUUUUAGACUCUCCACUUUCUAGGCAAGUGACCAUCCUGCAACAACAACAACAACCACACUUCAACAAAAAUUAUUCUUUCUUUGGAACAACUAAUAAUAAAUUGAUGGUUACGACAGCAUCGCCGACGUUAAUAACUUAUAAUCCUGAUAUUCAUUGUGGUGUUGUUGGUCCAAAUAAACUACCAUGUAUGCAACACCUCUCUUGUCAGGUGCACCAUGUGACUAUGAAAAGACUUGUUGGUGGUCGAUCGAAGGCUCUGGACCUUCUCUUACUUGAACAGACCUCUACCCCCAAAAAUGUGCUGAAAAAUGGCAAACAUAACCAACAACAACAUGAACAUAAGCAACAACAACCUGAACCUAUGCAACAACAACAUGAACAUAAGCAAAAACAAAGAAAUGAACCUGCUGCUGACCACCAUUGGCCACUCACAAAAGGCAAACACCGAGCCCAAAAACCAUCAACAGUGGCCAGUAUAACUACAACAACAUCGAUAAGAAGUGUUUUGUCAUCAUCUUCCUCUUCAUCAUCAUCAUCAUCUGAUGUGGAUGAUGUUAGCACAACUGCUCAAAGAUCUGAUGCAAGAUCGUCAGUGGCAUCACCAACUGCAUCAUCUUCAUCAUUAAUUGUCACAAAAGUAGCAAGGCAGGCCACCAGAGACAUGACGGUGCCAGUAUCAUCGUCAUCUUCACUUUCAUCAUUGAAGAUGUCAUCCUCAUCACCAUCACCCUCAGCCUCUUCUUCACCCAUGUCUUCAAGAUCAUCGUCAUCUUCUCCUUUACUAAAACAAAAUUUCAAUACUAAAAAUUCUGAAGAUGCUUUGUCAUGCCUAGGACCAUCAUCAUCAGGGGUGGUGGCUGUAGUUACUGAUGCGAAAACAUCAGCUAUACCACCUCCUUCAACAACAACUGCUACUACUGCUGCAAUAAAAUUUACAACCAGAUUGAAAAAUAAUGUGCCUGACAUGAAGAGUGAAAAUGGCAAGAAUGAGGAUGAUGAUGACGAUGAUGAUGAUGUGGAUUACAAUAAUGACAAUCAUGUUGAUGAUGUUGCAGAUGAGGAGUAUGUUCCUGGAUGUGUUGAUAUUAAGUGCUUUUCUAGGGCUGCUGAUUCAGUUCAACAUGAAGAUGGUUAUGAUGUCGAUGAUGUCAGAAUGGAAGAAGAGGUGGAAGAGCAUCAUCAUCAUCAACUACGACAGCUGCAGCAGCAGCAAGCAAUUAAGUGCACGAGGGAGGAAUUACGAAGCUCCCUGAAUAUUUAUAAAAGUAACUUCAUCGUGAGGCCAGGCAGAUUCUACAAGUCUGCAACGAAUCCCACAGAUAGACACAUUCCAAAGAGGUGCAAAUGCGUUAUGUUCCAAGAGCAGAACAGACUGCAACUACAUGACACAAAGUCUUGCAAUGCCAUGUCCGGUACUACUCGUCAUACACCUUAUCAGUCUGUUAGCAAUAAGAAAUUAAUCUGUAAAAACAGUAAUAGAAAUAUCAAUGAACACGAUGUCCUCUGUGAUGUGGUGCCUGCAACGAAUUAUCCCAAACCGGCUGCUAUGAAUACAUUCGGAGCUUGGACAUAUAAACCAGCAACUUCAGUGUUGGUGGUGGAUUCCUCUUCAUCGCCAUCUUCAUCCACAUUCACAUGUGGCUUUUUUUCAACAAGCAGAAAAAUGGAAAAUGUUCGAGAUGCCUUUGGUGGCCUGUUGCUUUCUUUGAAUUCAAGUGGAAUUUCAAAGGUCACAGUUAAUAAUAAAAAUAGCAGAGACGAGAUUUCACAGGCUCGUUUUACAAGCAGUUAUUUAUCAAAGUUGAGGUUUAACAGGAAUGCAUUGAAUGGCAGGGCAUCGUCUUCCUUGCUCUUGUCUGCCCUCACUCCUAAUCCUCACUUCCUUACACCGCCAUCUUCCUUCUCGUCGUUGUGUGGGGUCUUAGCAUUAUCAACAAUUGAGCAUGAUGAUGGUAAUGAAAGUGAGGAGGAUGAUAACAAUGAUGAUGAUAAGGAGGUGAUAGAUAGUUUAAGUCUUCAUCAUAUCAAUUUCAGAUCUUCUUCGUCGCCGUCUUUAUUGCAUCAUAAUGCUAAAAGCAAAAAGCAAUCUAGUCACUCGAGCAAACUGCAAAAGUUCUGUAAUGAUAUAGAAAGAAUUACUACAACUACGUCAUCAUCAACAACAACCACAUCAUUAACAACAGCGUCAAAUAUGAGGAGAGCAUUAACAACAACAGCAACAGCAGCAAUCAUUUCAAUAUCAUCGCUUAUGAAAACAGAACCACCAAACUUAAGAAAGAAUACAUCAUCAAAUGAUCGUCAUACUGAUCAGAUGUUGUCACAUCAUGAUGAAGCUCAUAGAAGUGUUUCAGUGACUUACUCUUGCAGACCAAUCUCUGCUUUCACCGCCGUCACAACUCCUCCUCCACCGACACUUUAUCCACAGUCACCACAGCAAGCACCAUCUUGUCCAUUUUCUUCAACAACUUCCUCGCUGUCUGGAUUUCCCUCAUCUAUAACAUCACCAUCAACGCCAUUGGUAAAUAAAUUGUCAUCGCAUAACAAUGACAUUUCAGAUCAAGCUUAUAAGAAAACUUUUAUAAAGCAACCUCAACAUCAGCAACUGCAGGAUUCUCAUCAGCAACAACCUCAGUUGAAAAUUCAGCAUUCAAAAAAGCUGGAUGAAGGAGCAUACAGAAGUAUUUCCAUCCAUCAUGCACAGCAGUCCACAGCUUCAAGCAUUCAUUCUCCCGUUGUUGCCACUACAAAAACGAACAGGACACCUCCCACAAACACUACACAACAACUUUUUAUGAAUGGCUUUGCUAAAAAUUUGCCGGCACUCACAACAUCAGUCGAUGAACAUCAUCAACAACAGCAACAUCUCCAGCAACAAAAAUAUCAGCAGCAACAGCAGCAGCAUUUUGUAAAUGGUUUUGUUCCAGCACCAGUAGCAUCAUUUGCACAGCAUCAGAUAGCAGGUAGCACAUCAAUUGCAUCAACAGCGGUGCGUACAUUUAAUAACUCUUCAGUCAGUAGAGGGCUUCGAGACGUGCCCAUGAAUGCAUCAAUGCUCAAUUCUCUGCCGAUCACUAACCACUCACAAAACAACAUACACAACAACGACCAAACCAAUAUUGAUAACAAAACAGCAAAAAGUAUAACCAACCAUGUAAUAGGGAAACUUGAACACUUCCCAAAAGAUGAGCAUCUUCGUCACUUACACUGUGCAGAGGAUUGGUUGAUGAAACAACAUUCAAAAUUACUGCAGCCUCUCACUUCCUCGUCUUCCUUCAGUCCAACAUUCCCUCAACAAUUAUCAAAUUCACCACAGAAGUCUAAGAAAGCCAAAAUUUCUUAUCCUCCUCACCAUCAUAGUUACCAACAGCAUCAGCAGCAACAGAUUGCACAUAGCAGUAACAGAAAGAAUCUGAACCACUCAAGUACAUCUGCUGCAGUAACCAAUACAACUUUGCAACAACAAUAUCAUCCACAUAACAUCGACAACAUAAUAGGCUUGUUCACACCAUCUUCAUCAACAACAAAAUCGUCAUCAACCAUACAACAACAUUCUCCAUUCUUAUCUCAUUUAACAUCGCAUCCUCUUUCUGUUUUUUCUCAACUCUCGCCCAACAAAGCUUUCAACACAACAGCAUCUCACUUAACAUCAACAUCUUCAUUGACAGCAAUCACACACAUUCAUGAGCAGCAGCAGCACCAACAACAAAAACCCUUUCAGCCUCAAUUCUACAAUACAUUUAGAUGAGUUACUAUCUUGCUAAUGCUUCCCUUCUUUGCAUUUAAGUGUAAUAACAAUGUAAAAGAAAUUUGGUUGAUCUCUUAGCUGAGCUGUUCGAAUGAUCAACUACUUCCAAUCCAUAUUUUUAAUGGCGGCAUGCUGUUGUCUAGCUAAUCCAAUCUCAUGCUUGAAUUAGGUGGUAAAUGAACUUGUGUGUCUGUGGAUGCAUCCAAGAAUGGACGAAUAAAUAAAUAAAGGAAUG
Helobdella robusta is the source of this 5527-nucleotide messenger RNA. RefSeq lists its product as hypothetical. Lineage: Eukaryota; Metazoa; Annelida; Clitellata; Rhynchobdellida; Glossiphoniidae. The record is from RefSeq and is a predicted model, not a curated record. Bases 1 to 5292 code for a protein of 1763 amino acids. The transcript is spliced from 4 exons.